CUUAAUGAAGUGACGUUUGACGUUUUGUAUCCUAUUAAUAUUAUUAAAUAAAUAAUAAUAAAUAAAUAAACAUUAAUAAACCUAGAAAACGUUUACCUCAAACAUGUCUCAUAAAGAAUACGAUCUUAAUUCCAUAUAUAUGGAUCAUUGCUAUUCGAGGCCUCACAACCAUGUAUUGGAAAGUAGAUUUUUAAGGCCAACAAAAACUCUCUUUAUUUCACACAAAUCUAACAGAAAAUCAACGAAUCCUUUGGCACCACAACAAGAUGUUGAUGAUGUUAUAGAUGUUGAUGGUUUACCGAAUGAUCCCCCUAUUAUUUAUGAUACUACAAAGGCUAAAUAUUUAAUGGGAGAAUGUGAAAGACAUGCGUUAUUUGCAAGACCUAGAGAUGACGAUAUUGAAGGUUGGGAGGAUAAAAUUACUCGUAUAAAUUGGUUGCCUUCUCAUAUACGACUGUUUAACUCAACUGUUGACAUUUUAAAUUCAGAUUACAUGUCACGAUUAGCCGCUACAGGAGUUUUUAAUGAGCCAAUUGUACGCAGGAACACCAUUCAUCGUUCAGUUAGUCGGUUUAGACAAUUGAUGUGUUCUGUAUCUUGGGAUAUAAAACUUACGCAAUGGUUGCACAUUUUAUUAGUUGAUCAUCUACCUUCGACUUAUUUAGGAAUUUAUUUAGAUAUUUUACAGACGUUAAAAUCAAAAUGUCCAAUAUUCGUUGAUAAACUCCUCUUUGGUACAGCAACUAGUAGUCGAAUGGGUGCUACAAGCAACGAAAGUUUAUUCUCCCUUUUGAAACGGCCUUGGGAUCCCGUCGCUUUUCAUUUAAAUCAAGAUAAGCCGAAGAAACUUCCCGGAAACCCCAUAAUAAUUGUCAUACCUGCUAUGCCUACCACAACAUCGUCAAAUAACCAAUUUAAAAGACUUCAAAGAUGGAUUGGGUUGUUAUCAAAUUUAGCCACCGUAAUCCCAGUUUAUACAAAUAUUGGGGCAAAUGGUCAUCGUACCACAAUGACGAAUUGUUUGGAUCAAAUGUUAGCAACAACCCGAGCAAGAAUACAAGAAAUUAAGGAUGAAUUCCCAGGGAGAAGUUUAAUUUUAGCAGGAUAUAACGCAGGCGCUUCUUUAGCGCUUCAAGUUGCUCAGGUUGAAUCGGUUCUUUGUGUUUUAUGUUUAGGAUUUUCAUUGUUAACAGCUGAGGGGAAAAGAGGUGAUCCUGAUGAUAAUUUAUUAGAGUUGCAAUGCCCCGUUUUAUUUGUUAUUGGACAAUGCUCAAAUACUUCUUUACAAGAAGAUAUGGAAGAUUUAAGAGAGAGAAUGAGGGUUGAAACAGGAUUGAUUGUUGUGGGUUCCGCCGAUGAUUAUCUUAGAGUUAAUAAAAAGAAGAAAAGGGAAGAAUCGAUAACCCAAGGGGUUGUUGAUAGAUGUAUAGGGGAUGAAAUUGGUGAGUUUGUAAGCGGAUUAUUGCUUUCGCCGUAUCCUCCGCAAAUUCGUCUAUCUCCCUCGCAUAUUAACGAUACUAAUAAGUCCCCAAAUAGCGAUAGAAGAAGAAAUAACUCGAAUUGUAGCUCUAUUGAUAGUGAGCCAUCAUCGCCGAGAAUAACACGACCAGGUAUGAUUCCGCACUCACAUAGACUUAAUCCAGCGUCGAUUUCAAUUAAUAAACAAACUGGGCCAGAAAUUCGAGUUUUGGAAGAUGUUGUUUUAAAUGCUGGGGCUGGAAAAUUUAUAAACGCCGGGCGAGAAAUUGACAUCUCAAAGAUAACUUUAUUAGGAUCAUCAGCAAAUGUACAUCCUCAUUCAACAAUUACCCCAACAAUGAGUAUCAUGGAUUGCAAAAAUAAAUGCUUUAAUCCCCCACAAAAAGAAAUGGGUAAAUAUAUAACCUCAAAAAAACAAUUAUUAAGCAACAAAGUUCCAAAACCGAUUAAGAAACUCCCAUAUAUAACUCCAAAUCAACAACAACCAAAUUCACUUCAACCUGCAACAAAUUUAAGCUCACAAGAUAUAAUGAACUUGCCAAUAAUCUUUGCUGAUGACAACCAAAUGUUAACAAACAAUGUUAUUCAACCAAACGAUCCCUCUCAAAAUUUGGGGUCUUACACGGUUACAAAACCGGGAAAUAGCGGGAAAAUUGUUUUUAUUAACAAACAGCAGCUUCCUUUAACGACGUCGUUUCCAUCGGCGACAAUAAAACGACCAGCAGCACCUCCAGUUCCGAUUAGAACGAAUGCAAAUUCGGUGAAAUAUGCCAAAAUUAUUUUGUCGAAAAGGGUUGCUGCUGAAGAUGGAAAAAAGAAUGAUAAUCAGAUGCAUGAUAUUGAAAGUCAAUUGGUUGCUACUUCUUUACCAAAUCCAAAGUUUGUAAAAACGGAUUUUAGUGAAGAAAUUAAGAAAAGAUUAGGAGAUAGUAUUGAAGAAAAUGUUUCUAAAAUAUUUAAAUCAGAGUAGAUGUAUUUAUGUUUUGAGUUUAAUUAUAAAAUAAAAAAAUUUAUGACGUGUUUUUACCACCCACUUAA
Molecule: messenger RNA, 2517 nt
Organism: Onthophagus taurus
Lineage: Eukaryota; Metazoa; Arthropoda; Insecta; Coleoptera; Scarabaeidae
Gene: Rcd1
Product: Reduction in Cnn dots 1
Biological process (GO): positive regulation of transcription by RNA polymerase II
Cellular component (GO): NSL complex
Source: RefSeq, a predicted model, not a curated record